UUGUUCAAAUAUGGUAGCUUCCAUAGUGGCGUUAAAAGUGAAUGAAUGGUUUAGGAUUUUUUUAGAAUCAAAGCAGAGCAUACGAAUAUUUAUAUGCUCUGAUCAAAGUAAAACGCGAUGACAGUGUAGCAAAAUGUUUCAGUUUUUAGCAAAGAAAUGUGCACGCUACAGUAUUUCCGCACGUAACGUUAGGUGCGCAGCAAGGCACCAGCGAAAUGCACAUUCUGCAGCCGGUUAUAGGCUUAGGCAAGAGGACGAUGAAAGAGAACGGGUAAAUAUCGGGGGAAGCAAUGACGACAGGCAGACAUCAGAGAAGAUUUAUGAUCAGCUCUACCCGCACCACAUAUGCACUACUCCCCUACAAAAAGCUAUUCUGACAGUUGGAUCCGGUGCUAUCGCGCUGUUUGCACCAUGGAGAGGCGACAUGGUUGCUACUUUCGGCGAAACGACAGCAAGUCUUGCAUUGAAGGGCAUGAAAGAGAAAAUGCAACGUGAUGUCGUCGGGCGACAAAUUCUACAGGAGCAGCCACGUAUAAACAUGAAAACACUUGACCUUCCCUAUUUGGAAUCACUUCCCGACGACACGUUUGGCUACGCGUAUGCCACAAACUUUCUCAAGCGGUACAACUUGAAUCCUGAUGACCGUCCACCCGUCGAGUUCAUUGACGAUGCGCAGCUGUGGUACGUGAUGACCCGAUACAGAGAGGUACACGACCUGCUCCACACAUUGCUUGGUAUGCCAACAAACAUGCUAGGAGAGGUGGCUGUGAAAUGGUUCGAAGGGUUACAGACUGGUCUUCCCAUGUGUGUCCUUGGGUCUAUGUUUUCCCCAAUGAGAUUUGGGCCGAAGUUCAGCAGACUGUACGCAACGCAGUUUCUUCCCUGGGCACUGAACACAGGCAGGAAUGCAAACUUCUACAUGAAUGUCUAUUUUGAGAAGGAAUUCGAAAAGCCAAUGGAUGUACUGAGAAAUGAAAUGGGCAUCCCACCACCACCACAGAUGUAAUUGAAUUUUUUUCGCACAAUCUUCCUAAACCAUUAAAUUAUUUGUAUACAUAUUUAAAAUGUAUGUGUAUACUAUUGUGAGACAAAUCAAGAUAAAAUAAUAAGACAAAAACCUUU
Messenger RNA from Priapulus caudatus, 1122 nucleotides. RefSeq names its product ubiquinone biosynthesis protein COQ4 homolog, mitochondrial-like. The coding region runs from base 134 to 1006 and encodes 290 amino acids. Gene Ontology annotation, biological process: ubiquinone biosynthetic process. Lineage: Eukaryota; Metazoa; Priapulida; Priapulimorpha; Priapulimorphida; Priapulidae. Gene Ontology annotation, cellular component: mitochondrion; mitochondrial inner membrane. The record is from RefSeq and is a predicted model, not a curated record. The transcript has a single exon.